UUGUACCAAAAUUGAUAUUGAACAAUACCGAACUAAAAUUUCGUGAUCGAAAUUGGUACAAUGUAAAAUCUCAUACCGCUAGAGUAAUGGUUUAUACACAGAUUCGAAGCGCCGUCGUACGGCUUGAAGGAGGUCAGAUUCCUCGCCGGCAACCAAGAUUGGUCCCAGACGACAGCCUCGUACAUCUUCCCGGCGGCCUUAGUGGCGAUCACGAGCCUGUAAUUCAUCCCGGCGACGACUUGUUCCUCGCCUUUGACCACGCGUUCGAACUCCAGGGUGGUGUUCGCCGCCUUGUUGAUGGCGGCUACGGCGAAUCUUCCGAUCUCCACCACUUAGGGGGAAGGGGGCAUCGCGAUGGGCCCCCAUCCGCCUAGAAGGCUAUCCGAGUCGCCGGGGGAGGGGAAGAGCAGGGCGGCGGAGGCCACCACGAAGAACAGGACGAUGCGAGAAUUUAGGGCCAUAUU
Cuscuta campestris is the source of this 464-nucleotide messenger RNA. Lineage: Eukaryota; Viridiplantae; Streptophyta; Magnoliopsida; Solanales; Convolvulaceae. The record is from the annotation of a GenBank genome assembly.